AUGUCUUCUUCACCCUCGAGAGCCCCUUCGGAGGCGAAAAAGCGCCGUGAAAAGAGCUCCAAGAAGAGCAAGGAAGCAAAGCGCGAGUCACAUGGGUUGGCCGAGUCCGAAGCACCUGUCAUAAAGACCGAGACAGACGAUAACGGCGAAACUCAAUCCGCUUCGAAUCCGAAUCGAGGAAUGUUUGCGCGUUUCAUGAGACAAGAAGCCAGUGAACCUUCACGAGAAGAGCGAGCCGUCCUCAACCCCAACCUCAAACACCACGACCAAGAGGCGACGACUUCUGAGGUCGCAAAGACAGUUGUCCAGCAAAGUGUCUGUUCAAACACAGCUGGCAUCACUCAGUCUGCUCCACCAGAGAACAGCCAGAACACACCUGGUGCGGCCGAAUCCUCAAAUGAAUCAGACACAGUUGCGAAGGUGGAGGGCGAUCUACCUCAAGGAAUCGAAAGGGUUCAAGGCGAUUCCCCCCAAGAACCAGAUGGCGUUGACCAAAUGGAGAGUGUUGGUAAAACUGAAUCGCAAAAUGAUGCCAGUGCUGCCGUCCCACAGUUAUCAACUGGGCACAGCACGGCAGAUCCUCAGCAGGCUCAAAUCGAUGAUGAUUUGCCAAGACAGCUUCCUAACCAAGAAGAGAAGAGCGAAGUCAAAACCGAGGAAUCAGUCCAAGAUGGCAUCUCAGAAAAACAUGCUGGAACGUCAAAGAGUGGUGAAAUGAGAGAUGUUGAUCAAUCCACCGUCUCAGCUGACGCCAUAGCCACCCCGGAGAAAUCUCACAAGAAGAGCAGCAAGAAGCGCAAGCACAAGCAUUCCCGCAAACGAUCUAAAUCACGCGAGCGUUCAACAUCACACAAAAGAAGAAAAGAAUCCGAGACAUUCGUCCCUAACCAUCAACGAGAUCAAUCCGAAAGCAGUGGUGAUGAGGAAGAGUCGCAAAACGGGUUCGACGUCGAGCAAGCAAGGGCCAGAAUCCCCAAGGGAUGCAGCAUCCGGCAUGAAGCAGAGCAGAAAAAGGAGCUGAGAGAUGGGGAACAUAUUGCCAAAGGAAAGAAGUUUACAAAGAUAUUCCGCUCUACCCUCGAGGCUCACCAGCUGACCGCGCUGUCCUGGAUGGUGAACAGGGAGAAAGACAAGAUGCGGUCAGUUGAUGGGGGAAUACUAGCUGAUAAGAUGGGAAUGGGGAAAACGGUUACGAGCUUGGCAUGCAUUGCAGCUAAUAGGCCACCCAAGAAGGAUCGAAAGAUAUCCGCUCAGGCGACACUUGUUGUUGUGCCCAACAGAACAGUUGCCAAUCAGUGGCUAGCGGAAGCCAAGAGACAUUGGAAUGAAGAGGCAAGCUCGGCUGUUAUUCUCCAUACUGGCAACGACGAUGAUCACCUUUUGGCGCAAUAUGAGAGGCAAUUGAUCGUUCUUGCAACAUAUGCUCAAGUGCGAAAUUCUUUCCCGAAAGAAGAGGUUAUGGAAUCUCUACAUGCCCAAUACGCGGACGACCAGGAUAUGCUUAGGCAAGAGUUCAAGAGGCGAGCAAAGUUCUUGUUCCGUAUCAAAUGGUUCAGGGUAAUUUUCGAUGAGGGGCAUGCAGCUACGAAGUGGAACGGACGCACCUUGGAUGCAUGUACUCGCAUCCAGGCCAAGCACCGGUGGGUCUUGAGCGGCACUCCUGUUCAGAAUAAGCCAAUAGGUGAGGCCAAGAAUGAUGCGGAAAACGGUGGAAUUGGGAAUUGGAGAACUAAUCUGGCGUUGUCAGAGUUUUAUUCGUAUGCAAGUCUAGUCUGCUGCGAGUACCGAGGUCGCCGGCGAGUCUUCAGAAGUGAAUACAUUGUCAAGAAUGCCACAAAUGACGACUUUGACUCUCUCGCCAGCACUCUCAUGUAUCGAAGAACUGCAGAUGAGAAGCUCAACAUUCCGCCGACAAUUCAUCAAGAGGUAUAUAUCGAAGUUUCGCAAGAAGAGCAAAUGAUAUGCAAUGCCAUCGUUUCAUAUUUCAAGGAUCUUGAAGAGAAGCACAAGAAAGAUAAAGAGCGGGAAGGGAUGCCCAUAUUUGAAAACGAACAAGACGAAGACGAGGUGGAAGAUAUCAAGCCAGAGGAGCAAGGCGAAGAAGAAGACGAAGAAGAAGGAGAAGGCGUGGAGAAAAAGGGCAAAAAGUCCAAAAUCCGAGCAUCAAAGCAGUUGCGUCUUAGGCAGGCUCUGUCUCAUCCAUACUGCCUGGAGGGAAUUUUCCUGGGGAAUUAUCUCAGUGAAGAUGAGCUCAAGUCGCUCGCCUCGGAUUUGAAUUCGAUGAGCGACAAGAAGACAAUCAUUGAGCAGCUCGAAGCGGAUGAGAAUUGGGCAGAACAUCUCGGCCAAUACCAAAAGGGCCUUGAUAUACUCAAGUCUCACAAGGAAGCAUUCCUGGGCGGGGUUUUCGACAUGAGCAAGCUCAUGGACCUCAUCAUUCUCCAACGCACUGUCAAUGUACAGAAGUGUGGCGGCGCUGCUUGCGAAUCUCAGAAUCUCUCUCGUUUCAAGUGCGGCCACAUGUACUGCGAUCAAUGCUUGGGCCAGUUAACGAUACGGAGGAGCAGCUUGCCGGAAGCAGAGCGAUCAGGGGACCUCAAAUGCUCAUCCGAUGGCUGUGGUCAAGACCUCUCGUUUGUAGAGCGGGUGACUACUCUGGCACAGCUCGCCUCCGUGGUAAACAAGGACAAGAAUUAUGUCGAGAUUGGGAGAGAUUGGCUCAAAAAUACAGUCCAGGCGAGACAAGAGCGAUCUCAGUUUUUUAUUGCCAGCUCCUCCUUCUACGGACCACGGAUUGUCCCUCCACCGAGCUCGAGGCUCACGGCGACGAUGGCCGUCGUUAUGACUUGGCUGACCGAGGCACCCCAAGACAAAAUCAUCAUUUUUACGCAGUUUAUUACGACUCUCAAGGUGGUGGGCUAUCAGCUCGAGACUCUGGGUAUUAAAUUUGUGUACUAUUCUGGCGCCUCGACGAAGCAGAAGCAGGAACACGCAAUGCAUGCGUUCCGUAACGAUCCAGACACGAUGGUCAUGGUGUCCACUUUGAAAAGCGGCGGCCAGUCGCACAACCUGACUGUGGCGAACCGCGUCAUUAUCGUCGACCUUUGGUGGAACAAGGAGGCCGAGAAGCAGGCCAUCGGCCGCGUGGUCCGGAUAGGCCAGGAGAAGGAAACGUUUUCGGUGCGCAUCGUCACGAAGCACAGUAUGGAUGAUCGUGUGAUCAAAGUUCAGACGGGUAAGGAGGCAAUGGUGGCCCGAAUACUGCAAGAUGACGGACACAAACGAACAGAGGUUGACGAUGAACGCCUCGAACAGAUCUUUGAGCGAAAGGAAGGCGAGCAGUCAAGGUCGAGAAAGCGAAAGAGAAGAGAAGACCCGUUUGAAUCGAGGGGGGGCGAUGAUAUGGCAUUUUAA
This is a messenger RNA of Trichoderma aggressivum f. europaeum, 3414 nucleotides long. RefSeq lists its product as uncharacterized. Gene Ontology annotation, molecular function: ATP-dependent chromatin remodeler activity; ATP binding. Gene Ontology annotation, cellular component: nucleus. NCBI's taxonomy places the organism in Eukaryota, Fungi, Ascomycota, Sordariomycetes, Hypocreales, Hypocreaceae. The transcript has 11 exons. Gene Ontology annotation, biological process: DNA repair. The record is from RefSeq and is a predicted model, not a curated record. Bases 1 to 3414 code for a protein of 1137 amino acids.